AUGCCACCAAUUCGCAAUAAAAACCGGAAAAAUUUAGAUGAGCAAGAGGGACGAAUCUUAUUAGCAAUUUCCGAUUUACAGAAUGGCCGAAUUCAACGUGUAGCUCAAGCUGCAAGGAUUUACGAGAUCCCCCGGACAACUUUACAAGAUAGACUCAAUGGUAUUCAACAAAGAUCUCUCGUACGCGCCAACAGCCAUAAAUUGACUCAAUAUGAAGAGGAAUCGCUUGUCAAAUGGGUGCUUGAUUUAGAUCGACGUGGAUUACCCCCCCGGCAUUCUCUUGUACGAGAAAUGGCUAAUUAUAUACUUUCACAACAUGGCAAACCACAAGUUGGAAAAAAUUGGAUAACUAAACUGAUUAAACGCCGUCCAGAGAUCGAUUCCAAAUUCGCAAGGAAAUACAACUACGAACGUGCUAAAUGCAAAGAUCCAAAGAUAAUACAAGAACAUUUUGAUCGCGUACAAGCUGCUAUAUCUGAGUACGGCAUCUUACCAGAAGAUAUAUUCAACUUUGAUGAGACUAGCUUUGCUAUGGGACUCUGUGCAACUGCAAAGGUUAUUACUGGAAGCGAUCGAUAUGCUCAGCCGAAGCUUUUACAGCCUGGAAAUCGAGAAUGGGUGACUGCAAUUGAGGCAACAAAUUCAACUGGAUGGGCUGUGCCUUCGUACGUGAUUUUCAAAGCAAAGAAAAACGUACGAGAAGGCUGGUUUGAUGAUCUUCCAGAUGAUUGGCGAAUCAAUAUUAGCGAUAAUGGCUGGACUACAGAUCAGAUAGGAUUAGAAUGGCUUAAAACCCAUUUUAUUCCCUAUAUUAAUGGUCGUACGGUUGGAAAAUAUCGAAUGUUGAUUCUUGAUGGCCAUGGAAGCCAUUUGACACCAGAAUUUGACCAUAUAUGUACUGAGAAUAAUAUUAUUCCAGUCUGUAUGCCACCUCAUUCUUCGCAUCUCUUACAGCCUCUUGAUGUUGGCUGUUUUGCUGUUUUAAAGCGACAUUAUGGGCAGCUUGUUGAGCAACGAAUGAGGCUUGGUUUCAAUCAUAUUGAUAAAAUGGACUUCUUAACAGCAUUUCCACAGGCUCGUACAGUGGCAUAUAAAGCUCAAACUAUUCGGAAUAGCUUCACAGCCACUGGAUUAGUGCCUUUCAAUCCAGAUCGAGUUAUACAACAGCUUAAUAUUCGAUUGAAGACACCAACCCCCCCUCCAAGUCGAUCAAGCAAUACGGCAUCAUCCUGCUUACAAACACCUCAAAAUAUACGCCAAUUUAUACGCCAGUCGACUACAAUCAAUAAACAUAUAAAUGAGCGUACAGAAAGCAACCAAAAUCAAGAAAUCAAUCAGGCAGUUGUACGGUUGUCAAAAGCCUACGAAAUGAUAGCGAAUGAUGUUUUACUCGUACAGAAAGAGAACUACGAUUUACGAGCUGCACAUAAGAAAGAGAAGCAAAAGCGCCAAAAAUCUAAAAAGCAAAUAUCUAUUAAGCAAGGGGUUACUAAAGAAGAAGUGCAAGCGCUCGUACAAGGUCAGGUUGAGGCAUCCCAUGCUGUUACUACUACUCCGGCUGAGCCGGAGCUCCCAGCUUCUCAAGCAGUCGUACGCCGCCAAUAUCGCUGCAGUGAAUUAACCAAUGCCCUAGUCGUAUUAGUAUGGUGCCGCUUCGGUGGUGAAUUACGUUAUUCGUAUCCGCCGUGGGAAGAACAACAAAUAUCGUAUCCGCCGCCGAUAUUCGGUCGAAUAAUAUCUGCCGAGGCGGAUAUCUGGGGGCCUCACCAUAGCGUACAUAAUGAUCCGAUUGGUACAAAUGGCAGUCCGUGCAACCCGAUUGAUCCGGAGAGCCCACCAGGGAUCUCCGGGAAACUAAAAACUCCGCAGACCACGUCAACUGCCAUCAAAAAACGUAAAGUAGUGGCAUGUGUCCACUGUCGCCAGAUGAAGCUGCGAUGCGAUUCUGGAGACAGGUUCCCAGCACCGUGCUCCCGAUGCCAAAGAGCUGGCCGUGACUGCUCCAUUGAUCCCUCUUUCAGAAGGGCCACGAAAAGGGACCGUCUGGAGGAUCUGGAGCGAGAAAUCCACAAUAUCCGUAAAAACUUAUCAACCAGUGUGGAUGGUCUAAGAAUCCCUUUAGAUACGUCCUUAGUGGCGGAUAAUAUGGAUGCACUUCGAGAUGUACAGUCUUCCAGAACCGAACCAGGCUCGGCUUCAGCGGUAAUCCCAGACGUCCAAACGUUGGAGCAAAUCGCGGUAUCUCGCGACCUAUUUAUGAGAAUAUUGGACGAGUACACCUAUCUUACAUGUUUCGUGGUUGGCACCGUGCUGACUCCUAGUAGAUAUUUUCAAUAUUAUCAUUCCCGAUUUCAAUUUCUUCCGUCCAAAGAAAGAGUACUACAGGAUUGUGGUACCUGUUCCCUAUUAUUUUGGGCAAUGGUUGCUGUGUCAUCAAGAUCUAUCCAAGAAUGCAAGAACUUCCGGCAAAGUCUCAACUGGCCGCUUAGGCGACUGGCUACGGAUAGUGCUAUCCGAGAGAUCCCUUCGCUACCUUUAGUUCAAGCAUAUAUACUACUGUGUGUCUGGCCAAUGCCCUUCGGGGCGGUCAUUGAUGACCCUUCGUGGACCUACUGUGGGAUUGCUACACAUAAAGCGCAUCAUCUUGGCUUCCAUCGACCGAAGCAUUCCAAUGAAUUUGUUGCCAAGGCCGGUUUGGAUCACGAAUUACUCGCAUCGAUGAGGAACACCUGGCUCGCCUGCUUCAUCGUAAAUCAAAACAUUAGUUCAAGACUCGGAGUCCCACCCACCAUCAGACCAGACUACACAAUCAUGCAAGCUUUAAACAGUGACGAUUAUUGUAAUCGGACAUUCCAGCAGCUACUAAACCUAGCAUACCAGGAAGCUACAUUUUCAAACUUACUGGGCCAGGAUGUCUCGACUGCAGAUGGACUCACAUCCGAUCCGCUACCUGUGAUACAAGCCGCUGACUUGGAGCUCGAGCAAUUCGAAAUAAGACACAAAGCAACCUGGUCGGAUGAUGUCGAACGGCACUUUCUUGGUGUCAGGCUUAGACUUUAUUCAUAUGCAUUCCUCCGAUCCGAAAGACCAGUAGACGCGAAAAGAGAGGAGAGGACUAUAAACGUUAGCCCGAAAACUUUCUCUUCACGGAUCUCUGUCGCGUCAUAUCUGUCCAAGUCUUACACCGCUGCUCUACGGCUCAUAGCAAUCUCAUGCCAAGACAAGGCAACAGAUUACAGGCCUUACGAUGGGUUACAUAUGCUAGAACCUUCCACAUCGAAUAUAUGGCACAUUUGGACUUCUUCGGACGUUGCUAACAUACAUUUGGCCGCUUCUGUAUUGUUGCAACUCAUAAGAAGAUCGGAUUUAUGGAAUGACGAUGAUACAGAAGCUAAAAACGCGAUCAGUCGAACUUGGUACAUAUUUUCAUCUCUUUCAGUUUGCAAAGGAGAUCACUUCGAUAGGAUAUGCGACAUCAUCGAUUAUAUUAGCAAGCUCAUGUGGCCGUCAUGGCCGGAUUCAAUCUCUGUGAGAUCUCGUAUGGGCGCCAACAUUCAAGUCGAUCUAGUACAACGCGCGCGUAGAAGAUAUGUCGAUGGAGUAUCCACUUACAGCGCACAGCUGCCCGAAAUGCAUACGGAAACUUGUAUGAAUAAUAACCACGACAACUUGGGUGGCAUGAUUCAAUUCUCGGGGAUGUCUGACGGGAUCUGUACCGCGUUUGACGAUGGAUUAUGGCCAAUAUGGGAUUCCUCUUUAAGCCUAAAUCGCCUAUCUUAGUGCUUUAUAAUACGUUAAUA
Messenger RNA from Talaromyces stipitatus ATCC 10500, 3800 nucleotides. Its product is annotated as pogo transposable element, putative. Lineage: Eukaryota; Fungi; Ascomycota; Eurotiomycetes; Eurotiales; Trichocomaceae. The transcript is spliced from 8 exons. Gene Ontology annotation, molecular function: transcription cis-regulatory region binding; DNA-binding transcription factor activity, RNA polymerase II-specific; zinc ion binding. The coding region runs from base 1 to 3780 and encodes 1259 amino acids. Gene Ontology annotation, biological process: DNA-templated transcription; regulation of DNA-templated transcription. The record is from RefSeq and is a predicted model, not a curated record. Gene Ontology annotation, cellular component: nucleus.